UCUGGCGGGACCUGCGUUGGGAGUGGGCGGGUCGGCGCAGGCGCAUUUUGGUGAGCGAGCCGAAGCGCGGGAAGCGGCUGUUGAGGAGCCUGAGUCGCGGAGGCUCGGUCACCCAGGUAGAUAAAGGGAAAGAUGCCGGCCACACGGAAGCCAAUGAGAUAUGGACAUACGGAGGGACACACGGAGGUCUGUUUUGAUGAUUCUGGGAGCUUUAUUGUGACUUGUGGAAGUGAUGGCGAUGUGAGGAUUUGGGAAGACUUGGAUGAUGAUGAUCCUAAGUUCAUUAAUGUUGGAGAAAAGGCAUAUUCAUGUGCUUUGAAGAAUGGAAAGUUGGUCACUGCAGUUUCUAAUAAUACUAUUCAAGUCCACACAUUUCCUGAAGGAGUUCCAGAUGGUAUAUUGACUCGCUUCACUACAAAUGCAAACCAUGUGGUCUUUAGUGGGGAUGGUACUAAAAUUGCUGCUGGAUCUAGCGAUUUUCUAGUCAAAAUUGUGGAUGUGAUGGAUAGCAGCCAACAGAAAACAUUUCGAGGACAUGAUGCCCCUGUUUUAAGUCUUUCCUUUGAUCCUAAGGACAUCUUUCUGGCAUCAGCUAGUUGUGAUGGAUCUGUCAGAGUGUGGCAAAUUUCAGAUCAGACAUGUGCUGUUAGUUGGCCACUGCUACAAAAAUGCAACGAUGUGAUAAAUGCAAAAUCAAUCUGCAGACUGGCUUGGCAGCCAAAAAGUGGGAAGUUACUGGCAAUUCCUGUGGAAAAAUCUGUUAAGCUAUAUAGAAGAGAAACUUGGAGUCAUCAAUUUGAUCUUUCAGAUAAUUUUAUCUCUCAGACCCUCAAUAUAGUAACCUGGUCUCCCUGUGGGCGAUAUUUAGCUGCAGGCAGUAUUAAUGGUCUAAUUAUAGUUUGGAAUGUGGAAACCAAAGACUGCAUGGAAAGGGUGAAACAUGAGAAAGGUUAUGCAAUUUGUGGUCUGGCGUGGCAUCCUGCUUGUGGUCAAAUAUGUUACACUGAUGCAGAAGGAAAUCUAGGGCUGCUAGAGAAUGUCUGUGACCCCAGUGGAAAGACAUCAAGCAGUAAGGUAAAAAGUAGUAUGGUAGAUAUUUCAAUGCUAAAAACUGGUUCUAAUCUUCUCAAAGAGGAGGAGGAAGAUGAUCAGGAAGGAGGCAUUCACAAUCUACCACUUGUAACAUCCCAAAGGCCAUUUUAUGAUGGACCCAUGCCAACUCCCCAGCAAAAGCCAUUUCAGUCAGGUUCUACACCCUUGCAUCUCACUCACAGAUUCAUGGUGUGGAACUCUAUUGGAAUUAUUCGCUGCUAUAAUGAUGAGCAAGACAAUGCCAUAGAUGUGGAGUUCCAUGAUACCUCCAUACACCAUGCAACACACUUAUCAAACACUUUGAAUUAUACAAUAGCAGAUCUUUCCCACGAAGCUAUUUUGUUGGCAUGUGAAAGCACUGAUGAGCUAGCAAGCAAGCUUCACUGCCUGCACUUUAGUUCUUGGGAUUCGAGCAAAGAGUGGAUGAUAGACAUGCCUCAGAAUGAGGAUAUUGAAGCCAUAUGUGUCGGUCAGGGAUGGACUGCUGCUGCUACUAGUGCCCUGCUUCUUCGAUUGUUUACUAUUGGAGGGGUUCAAAAAGAGAUAUUCAGCCUUGCUGGGCCUGUGGUGUCAAUGGCAGGACAUGGAGAACAGCUUUUCAUUGUUUAUCACAGAGGUACAGGAUUUGAUGGGGAUCAGUGCCUUGGAGUUCAACUACUAGAGCUGGGGAAAAAGAAAAAACAAAUUUUACAUGGUGACCCUCUUCCUCUUUCAAGGAAAUCCUACCUUACAUGGAUUGGGUUUUCCGCUGAAGGUACCCCUUGUUACGUGGAUUCAGAAGGAAUCGUUCGAAUGCUUAACAGAGGACUUGGUAAUACAUGGACUCCUAUAUGUAAUACAAGAGAGCACUGCAAAGGAAAAUCUGAUCACUACUGGGUGGUUGGUAUCCAUGAAAAUCCCCAGCAACUAAGGUGGGUUAUUAAAAGAAGUCUAAAGUUGACUCUUUUUUAAAAGUACUUUGAAAUUCUUUUUCUGAGGCUCUUUAACUGUAUUUGUCUUUUAUCUUAGUCCAAUUACUUGCUUUCCACAGUCACUAAAUUAGGAAUUUGUUCAUAUUCACUC
Messenger RNA from Cebus imitator (Panamanian white-faced capuchin), 2154 nucleotides. Its product is annotated as WD repeat and HMG-box DNA-binding protein 1. Gene Ontology annotation, biological process: mitotic cell cycle; DNA-templated DNA replication; DNA repair. Lineage: Eukaryota; Metazoa; Chordata; Mammalia; Primates; Cebidae. The record is from RefSeq and is a predicted model, not a curated record. Bases 133 to 2043 code for a protein of 636 amino acids. The transcript has 15 exons. Gene Ontology annotation, cellular component: nuclear replication fork. Gene Ontology annotation, molecular function: protein binding; chromatin binding.